CGACCAACAUCACUGGACCAAACCAACGAACCUAGCAAACAAGGAAGUGAGUCAAACAGUACUUGUAAAGGUGGCAAACCAUGAGAAUAAACGAAGAUACGUUACUGGAGGGGAAGAAUGUUGUGUUGGUGCCUUACAACGCAGAUCAUGUACCCAGGUACCACCAGUGGAUGGAGUCCUCUGAGCUUCAGCAGUUGACUGCUUCAGAACCUCUGACUCUGGAACAGGAGUAUGACAUGCAGAGCAGCUGGCGGGAGGAUGAUGAUAAGUGCACGUUUAUCAUCCUGGACAAGCAGCGCUGGGCGGACCCAGCGAUGCAGGAAGAGCAGUGUAUGGUGGGCGACGUCAACAUCUUCCUGACAGAUCCCAGCGACCCCUCUCUUGCCGAGCUCGAGAUAAUGAUCGCAGAGCCAUGCUACAGGGGAAAGGGCCUGGGGAAAGAGGUUACAUGGAUGAUGAUCUGCUAUGGGGUGACUAAACUGGGAAUCCAGAAGUUUGAGGCAAAAAUCGGACUGGACAACAAAGUCAGCAUCGCUAUGUUCAAAAAGUUCCACUUCCAUGAGUUGUCCGUGAGUGAGGUGUUCAAGGAGGUGACCCUGGGGCUGACCGUGGACAAGGCCAUGCGGACCAAGCUCAUGGGCGACAUGGCCUUCAUGAAGGAACAGGAGUACAGGAAGGCCCGCGAGAGCCGGCAUGAAGGGACCUUACCAAACACAUCACAUGCCUCCCUGUGAACACUGCCCGACAACUUCCUGUUUUCAAACUGGUGACUACGGUCAAAGUGAUCCCAGGUAUAUACAGCUGCAUUAGGCUACCAUUGACCUGAACUGGACACUCUUGUUUUUACUAAUUGUAUGCCCAGGAACUGUACAUACACAGGUAUGUAGGGUCCACCUCCUUCUGUAGUCCUACAUGUUUGUUGUGAUGCUGCUCUGGUCAAAGUCAGGAAGGAAGAACAUGAGUAGAUGUCCUAGACCCAAAUAUACAUUUAGACCUAAUUAUACUCUUCAUACAGGUCUGUGGCUGAGUCAGAGAACUACAUAGAAUUUUGGGACUCAUUUCAGAGGCGAGCCUACUUUUAAGAAAUGUAAAUGUGCCAAGUGUAAGUGGAGUACUUUUCAGUACUUAAGUAUUAGUUUACUGUGUCUGUAAAUGGUCACCAAGACAGAGAAUGGGAAGGUCCAUCUAGGGAUGUAUUCUCUACAGAUCUAUACUCGAUUGGGUAGAUGAUUUUCUGAGAUUCAUGGACAUCUCAUUAAUGUUUUCCACAAAUAUAUUGGAAACUGUAAACGAUUGGGCUUGGGUAAUAAAUGUUUACUAUAUAAUGCGCAUAUUAAAUUCAAGUCUUUUUUUCUUUUUUAUAACUUUG
Hypomesus transpacificus is the source of this 1369-nucleotide messenger RNA. RefSeq names its product N-acetyltransferase 9 (GCN5-related, putative) (gene nat9). The record is from RefSeq and is a predicted model, not a curated record. Gene Ontology annotation, biological process: protein acetylation. Gene Ontology annotation, molecular function: N-acetyltransferase activity. NCBI's taxonomy places the organism in Eukaryota, Metazoa, Chordata, Actinopteri, Osmeriformes, Osmeridae. The transcript is spliced from 7 exons. Bases 81 to 734 code for a protein of 217 amino acids.